ACGUGUUCCAUCCCUGGUUGUUUUCAUUUCAACUCCACGUUGUUUUGCAUUUGCUCUUCUUUUUAAUAAUUUUUUAAUUAAUUAAACAAAGCUAAAUGGGUCGCAAGUUCCAGAAUAAGAAAAAGAAGGCUGCUCCACAGCUGGAGAUAGUGCCGCUGGACGAAAACCCACCUUUGCCGCCACAGCGUUCCUCAGACGAAGUGGUGCCCAAAAAGGAAAAGUGGGUGAACAAGCAGCGCGUGCUGGUCUUUUCCGCCCGUGGUAUUAGCCACCGGGACAGACAUCUGAUGAAGGACAUCAAGACACUCAUGCCGCACCAUCGCCCGGAAUCAAAAAUGGAGCGCUCUAAAACACUGUCGGUGGUCAAUGAAAUGUGCGAAAUGAAGCACUGCAACAAGGCCAUGCUUUUCGAGGGUCGCCGGAAAAGGGAUCUGUACAUGUGGGUGUCCAAUACUUCGGGUUCCACUGGCCCAUCGGCCAAGUUCCUCAUCGAAAACAUCCACACAAUGGCCGAGCUGAAAAUGACGGGCAAUUGCUUGCGAGGAUCGCGUCCACUGCUCUCCUUCGACUCCAAAUUCGAUGAGCUGCCGCAUCUCAAGCUGCUCAAGGAGCUAUUCGUCCAGACCUUCGCCGUACCAAAUCAUCAUCCCAAGAGCCAGCCCUUCGUGGAUCAUGUUUUCACCUUCACCUACCUGGACAAUCGCAUCUGGUUUAGGAAUUUCCAGAUUCUCUCCGAGGACGGUGGUCUUUCGGAGGUGGGACCGCGUUAUGUGAUGAAUCCCGUGAAAAUUUUCGAUGGCUCGUUCACGGGGAAAACCAUCUGGGAGAAUCCCGACUAUGUGAGCCCCGCAAAGCAGCGACAGCUACUCAAAAAGUCCGCCAAGGACAAGUAUGUAAACCGGGUGGAGCAGAAGGUCAAGCACGAGGCCACGCGACCCGUGAGAGCCUACGAUGGCGUGGAGAACGAGGAGCUCUUCGAGGAUGACGAUCCCGUGGAGACAGCCAAGAUUCUGGCUGCGAUAGCCAAGAAGAAGAAGGAAGAAGCGGCCAAACAAACACCCAAAUCAGCGCUCACCAAGAAGAUCAAGGAAAAGCAACUGAAGGCCAUCAAAGAGGUGAUCGAUAGAAAGAAGGCAAGAACCAUUAAACGUGCGAAGAAGGUUUAAACACCUCAUUUUUACAUUUAGAUACAAAAACGAUUAAACUUUAUAAAUACGUUUACAAACUGUGCAUCCUAAGUUUGAAUAUAUAUCAAUAGACAAGGUAA
Molecule: messenger RNA, 1267 nt
Organism: Drosophila elegans
Lineage: Eukaryota; Metazoa; Arthropoda; Insecta; Diptera; Drosophilidae
Product: ribosome biogenesis protein BRX1 homolog
Exons: 2
Coding region: 96-1166 (356 amino acids)
Biological process (GO): rRNA processing; ribosomal large subunit assembly
Cellular component (GO): nucleolus
Molecular function (GO): rRNA binding
Source: RefSeq, a predicted model, not a curated record